AUGCCGGAACACGACCCUUUCGUCCUUUCUUACUCUCACCUGAAGGACUUCCCUCGAGAAAAGGAGGCUCUCCAUGCCUUGAGGAAAGUUGCUUCCCUGGUGAAACCUAUUAUGCGGGCUCGAGGAUGGGUGGUUCGGGAAUUAGCUGAAUUCUAUCCCGAUCAGCAAAACUUGCUGGGGUUAAAUGUGAACAGAGGACAGAAGAUCCUCCUGCGGUUGCGAUACCCCGGCGACCGUACCCUGUUCCUCCCCGCUGAGCAGGUGGCAGACACCAUGCUCCACGAGCUCUCCCACAUUGUCCACGGGCCACACGAUGCGAAAUUUCACGCACUCUGGAACCAACUGCGGGAGGAGCACGAAGCUUUGGUGCGGAAGGGCUACACUGGCGAAGGAUUCCUCUCGGACGGCAAACGCCUUGGCGGUCAGCGGAUCCCCAUGCACGAGGCCCGCCGCCUCGCAAGGGCGGCUGCAGAAAAGCGACGCGCACUUUCUGCAGGCUCCGGCCAGAGACUUGGCGGCGCCGCGCCUCGGCCCGGCGAGGACAUGCGCCGGGUCAUCGCCUCCGCCAUCGAGCGGAGAAACCGGACCUUGCAGGGCUGCGGAAACACCAACCAUAACGAGAGCGAGAUCCGCGAGAUUUCCGACACCGCCUCGCGGAACGGGUUCAAGACGCAGGCAGAAGAGGAUGCCGCGAACGAGGCAGCAAUCGCCCAAGCUCUUUGGGAGCUUGUCCAGGAGGAUGAGAAGGCGAAGUAUGGGAGCUCGUACAUCCCGCCAAGCGCUAAGAACCCGGCAGGAAAUGGUGGUAGGGGAGCCGUAGUUUCCACCCAAGACAACCUAGGCCAACUACAGACCCAGCAACAGCAUGUACCCGAACCGUCGGCUGCAGGCUCGUCGACGCCGGAGGUGCCGCCCGCCUCCUCUGGACCAUUUUCUGGGUGGACCUGUGGUAUUUGCACUUUACACAACCCCACAGAGUUUCUGUGUUGUGAUGCCUGUGGCACUGAGAGGACAGCAGAGAAAGCAGCGAAACGGUCCAGGCCAGCAGCGGUUGUUGACUUGACAGGGAGCCGGGCCAAGGCUGCAAAGAGCAAGGCCACGGAUAUUGCUCAAAAUCGAGCCCCUGCACCGCCAGCGACAUGGCAAUGCUCUUUCUGUGGGAAUAAGAUGGAGAGACAAUGGUGGACUUGCUCGACCUGUGGUAAGAUGAAGGACAGUUCUAGAUGA
Phialemonium atrogriseum is the source of this 1227-nucleotide messenger RNA. Its product is annotated as WLM domain-containing protein. Gene Ontology annotation, biological process: DNA repair. NCBI's taxonomy places the organism in Eukaryota, Fungi, Ascomycota, Sordariomycetes, Cephalothecales, Cephalothecaceae. Gene Ontology annotation, cellular component: nucleus. The record is from RefSeq and is a predicted model, not a curated record. The transcript is spliced from 2 exons. The coding region runs from base 1 to 1227 and encodes 408 amino acids. Gene Ontology annotation, molecular function: metallopeptidase activity.